Molecule: messenger RNA, 2950 nt
Organism: Cryptotermes secundus
Lineage: Eukaryota; Metazoa; Arthropoda; Insecta; Blattodea; Kalotermitidae
Product: probable glucose-repressible alcohol dehydrogenase transcriptional effector homolog
Exons: 2
Coding region: 53-2158 (701 amino acids)
Biological process (GO): G protein-coupled receptor signaling pathway
Cellular component (GO): membrane
Molecular function (GO): G protein-coupled receptor activity; protein binding
Source: RefSeq, a predicted model, not a curated record
UUGGCAAGUGAAUGAAGGACUGCACUACACGCUGCAUCCUUCCUCGACUUGGAUGUGUCACGCUAUGGCCUGUUCUGGCACAUAUAAUCGCAUUCGAGUGGCUCUUGUAUUCCUGCUGAUCGUACCAGCCCUCAUUCUGUGGGUGUGGUUGCUAGAAGAAGCCAUUAGAACAUCGAUCCAGUGUCCCUCUGAGUGCUGGUGCGACCCUGGGCGUCGGACGGCUGACUGCUCCAACGUGUCCCUUAAGGAUAUUCCUCAGAGUUUCCAUGAAGAUAUCCGUGAUCUAAGGCUAGAUCACAAUAAUAUCUCCGUGUUGAGGAAGGACGUCUUCAGAUCUGUCGGGUUGCACUCGCUGGAGAUACUCAGUAUAUGCCACACUGGCCUCAUCGUGAUGGAGUCAGGAGCGUUCAGGGGACUUCCCCGGCUUGAGCAGCUCCACUUACACAAUAAUUUGAUAAGGACGUUGCAGCCCGGGACAUUCGCCAAUAUGACUAACCUGCGUGGUCUGCACUUGGCAAAUAACAGGAUACAGACCCUGGAGCCUGGACUCUUCACUGACCUCAUCAACCUGAAUUAUAUUAGCCUAGAAAGUAAUUUUAUUCAGCUAUUACAAGCGGAUGUAUUCUUGGGGUUAACGAAACUCAGAAAUCUUUGGUUAUCUGAAAAUGAGAUAGUCUAUCUCCAUCCUGUUACGUUCAAACAUAUGAAGAAGCUCAGGCUAAUCUGUCUCGAAAACAACACGAAUCUUCAAGUUCCAGCGGACAAACCUUUCCUUGAUGUACCUACUUUGGAGAGUUUGAUACUGUCCAAUUGUAACAUUACAAAUCUCUCGGCCAAAACGUUUCAGAAGACAAGGAAUUUGACAACAUUGUAUCUCCAAGGUAACAAUUUGAAGACAUUUGAUAUGGGGAUAUUGAAGGUGUUGCCAUAUCUGUCAUCUCUUUAUUUAUACAAGAAUCCUCUGCAGUGUGACUGUCAAUUAUUGAAACUUUGGCAGUGGUGCCGAGACCACAAGGUGAAAACUGGAAUUGAUGAAGAUGUACCGAGAUGUGAGAGCCCUGAACAGGUAUCAGGUCUGUGGUGGGGUGUAUUUGGACAAGCACAAUGUAAAAGCAACCAAUUGGAGUUCAUUGGGGACUACAAAACAACUGUCCACGAGUUCGCCGACCGAAAUGACGAGAUCGAGAAACAUUUGAAUUUUCUGAAAUAUGGCCAGACAUCUGCAUACGCAGUUCUCUUUCUUAUUGGAACAAUAGGGAACACAACAGUGAUUAUCAUAAUAGUUUGUAACAAGCGAAUGCGUACAGUGUCUUACGCGUAUAUUCUGAACCUUGCGGUUGGAGAUCUCUUCUCCUUGACGAUGAAUUUACCGCUGUACCAAGCAGUGGUGCUGUCACAGAACUGGGUACUGGGAGAAUUCUUGUGUAAGUUGGCAGUGUUCUUUCGCCCUCUGUCAAUUGGGGUGUCUGGCUUCUCUGUCACCAUUCUGAGUGUCCAGCGAUACUUCGCCACUUUGGGUUCAUUACGGCUGUCCACACGACUGACCACGUUCCUGAUCAUUCUGGCAGUGUGGAUCAUUGCUAUCUGCUGUGCUCUACCGUCAGCAUUCUCAGUGCACGUGGAUCACAACAUGAUCUGUACGUCAGACAAUCUGGAGUACUAUCGUAUAGUGGACUUGUUCCAUUUACUGACGUUUUGUGUAAUGCCUCUUUCUGUGAUAGUGACUAUGUAUGUCAUGACGGCUCGCCAGCUGAUCAUGAAUGCUCGCCACAUGCAAACAGACGCGAAGGCUUGUAAAACCCUGGCCAAAGUCGUUCUUGGUCUCGCCACUGUCUUCUUCAUCAGCUUCGUGCCUUACCAUGCUCUCUGGACAGUGAUAUUGUGGGAGAUUAUUCCACUGGAGCUGGAAAUGACGUAUGUGGUGUUUGCGUCUUCGUGUCUCCUCGUAUUCAAUUCAUGUUUCAAUCCGAUUGCGCUGUACUGUACCAGCGUGACGUUCAGGAGACAGUUUGAACGCUAUUUCCUGGCUUCGUGUAGAUGUACGAAAAUGAGGUUGAGGGACGAAGAGGAGUCAGACCUCCCUGCAGAAGAACCCUCUUAUACAAAUAUCCCGGUUCGAUACCAGCGACGCUCUACUUCGGAAAUAAUUUUAUUUUAAUCAGAAAGUGUCUCAGAUCUGCAGGAUAUGUAACUGUUACUCUGUCAAGUUUAACCAGAGGAACAUACCAGCGGACAGACCGAUGCUUCGCAUCUGAUAUACCCGUUACUUUGUUUUGAUAUAAACUGAAAGAAGGACACAAGAGGGGUGAUGAAAAAUAUAAUUAUUUUGGAGGCUGACACUGAAAGUGUUAAUUCACAGUUCAGUUUUCGAAAACUUCUCCAAGUGUACUAAGAAUAUUUUUUUUGUAAAAGAUUUCUUAUGACUGAAAUUAUUAAUUGAUGAAUCUUUUAAAUUAACCGACGUAUUAAUUAAUCAUCGAUUAUUUUCUUUAAUUUGUUAAUUCCUGAAAUUCUUAUAAAUGUAAAAGGUAAAAUUGUACCUGUGCUUAAUUAAUUAAGCGCUACACCACGAAGACUUUUCAGGGAGUGAGGUUUCCAUGAAUUACUCUAACUUCACGAUAGAAAGUACCGCUUCAUACAGUACGAGCAUGACACUUUUCAACUGUUUACGUUUCAUAUUGUCUAUUACAACAGUAAAUCCCUAACAAGAGGGUCGAUAUGGGUAAUAUCUUCAGUAAUAUUGCAUGUGUGCCUAAGUUGUGACCAUCUCUUAUUACGCCUAACUCGAUUUGCUACUUACGAAUUAACUGGCCAUGCACGUAACUUUGUAUUCGGCAGCAACAUGGCGCCCACCUCAGAACUGUUCAUCUUAGAAGUAUACAUAGGUAAAGGUAUCCCUGUAACAGUCCGUGGAUACUCGUACGGUUGUGAGACGUCGAGGCUCCCACAU